UGCAUGUAUUAGCAUGCUGUACUGUAUGUUGGUGGACUAGCUUCAUUUAUCGGAGCUCUUGCACGGGCUAACCUGUCUGUAUCGAUGAAACAACCUCAUAAUGAACCCGCGGGACCAUAAUCCCCCUUUCAAACGUCAUGAAACACUUAAGGAUUCGUCGAAAAACAGCGAGAAACCGCUGCAGAUGAAAAGGGUACCAUUUGGCUAUAAAGAAGCAAUGAAUUUCAUCCCAAGAAAGCUAGAAGGUUACACAAAGGGCUCAGCUGGUUACGUUCCUCGGUCCCAGAAAACUGAAGCCCGAGUGCCUGGCCGCUCCACCUCACACACAAGCGAGCACAGCAGCAGCAGCAGCAGCUCUCCCCCACUCACUCACUCAGCUGCAGCAGAGAAGAGGACUAAGACCAGAGAAACGGCGAGAGAAACUGCAUUGUUUUUACUUCAUGGACCCACUGAGUUAAAAUGGAAGUCUUCAUUUAAACCGUUAGAUGAAGCAGAAGAAAGCCCCUCUGAGGAAAAGAAAAUAAGCACUCCGAAGAAGGAUGAGCUCUACAAUCCUUACGAGCCUGGUUCAUCAGACUCUGAGCAUGAGAUGCCGGAGAGUCAAGACAACGCCGACAAUGAACCAGUUCAGCAACAGGGAAGUCAGAGUCUGUCCCCACAAAGUAGCAGCAGUCAAAGCCGCUGGGACUCAUCUGUACUGAGGCCAGGAAGCCGACCCCUCAGCAGGCUGGACUUUGGCUCGGUGACAAUACCAAACAAGAGCCAGAGUCUCAGUCCAGUGCACAGACCUCCUGAAAAGCAGGCUUAUAGUCCAGACACAGAAUCCCUUGACCCACCGAGUUAUGACCCUGGAAACAGACCUCUGGCCCACCGAGCCUGCAGCCCUGACAGGCUUAUCCCUGCUUCCUCCACCCAAGUUUUCCCUGCUUACGGAGCACAGAGGACCAACGGGGAGGAGAGGAUACCAAUCCAAGAGUUCAGGAGAGAUGUAUCACCUGUGAGACAGAUAACCACUGUUAGAUUAUCACCACCCAGGUUAAAGCGGGACUACCCCCAACAGUUGGCACCUGUUGAAACAGAUCUGGACCAAAUCCCGCCCUCCAACAAGGUGACAAGACUUGGAAGCAAAAAUGUUUUAAUGGACAAGAACCCCAUUGUCUGUGACCUCUGUGAUGUGGAGUUGGGGAAUGGUCUGGAGCUGGAGGAUCACUUAGAGAGCAAGAGUCACUGGGACACCUUGGAGUACAUCCAGCAGCACAAUAAUUAUGAUGAUAUUAUAAUAGCAUUCUUACAGGACACAAUGCUGUAUAAAAGCCGUCAGUGCAGUCGAGCCAUAGAGGGCUGUGCACUCCAAGCUCUUCAGGAAAACAAUCACAUGACAAAGAUGGAAGUCUUCCACUGUGCUGCCUGCAAAGUCUUUGUCUCCACAUCGGCAUCCUCAGUGCAGACUCACAUCACCUCUAAGGAACACCUCAGUAACACACAGGAGUUUGAAGCACGACAGAGACACGUUUGCCUGAGCAAAGCAGAAUCCAUGAUGAAGGAGCUGGAACCUCAGUUUGAACUCUUCCUUCAGGGUGCCAGCCCGUUCGAAUGACAGAAAUCCGACUCUUGAAAGAUUGUUACACUGAGAUCCUGCUCUGCUUCUGAUGAAGAUCCACAGAUCUGAACUGCUGACUUCAGUCAAAACUUCACAUUAAUGGGACCUUUUGUGUGCAGACAACCAACUGUGCCAUACGUGAUUUUUCUGUAUUAUUAUGGAGCUCCAUACAUUAGCAGAGAAAGGUUUGGAUUCCUUGGUCAUUUUUUCCCAAAUUCUACUUAUAAAAACUAAAAUUAAGCUAAAAAAUCAUGAAAGUUAAAGGUGCAAUGUGUAAAACUGAAUGUCAACAUCUAGAAGUGGGUUCUAGAUUGCAUUUCUCUG
Messenger RNA from Cheilinus undulatus (humphead wrasse), 1924 nucleotides. RefSeq lists its product as uncharacterized. NCBI's taxonomy places the organism in Eukaryota, Metazoa, Chordata, Actinopteri, Labriformes, Labridae. Gene Ontology annotation, molecular function: DNA binding; zinc ion binding. The transcript has 12 exons. The record is from RefSeq and is a predicted model, not a curated record. The coding region runs from base 101 to 1597 and encodes 498 amino acids. Gene Ontology annotation, cellular component: nucleus.